UGUCAGAGGAGAGGAUGAGAUUUAUUUUGCAACAUGAAGAUUUUAUAUUUGGGUUCAAAUUCAUGCGUUGUAACUAUUCGUGGAGAAUAAUACGCGAGAGGAUGGAUAUAGGAUUGUUUCUGUACACAACCUCGACUGGAAUUAAUAUGUUAUAGCGGACCAAGGAUGACACAGAGAAAUGGAUUCCGUGGCUGGAGAUGGCUGGUGCUUUGGUGGCAUAAUUUCUUCAUUCUGUGGAGUACAAUAGACUGUCAGACUCGUUACAGCAUCCAGGAGGAACUAAAGCAGGGAUCCGUGGUUGGAAAUCUUGCAAAAGAUUUGGGUCUGUCUUUAAGUGAGAUUUUUGACCGUAAAUUAAGCGUCGCCUCUGAGGCUGGUAAGCAAUAUUUCACCGUAGAUGCGGGGAAGGGCGAGCUGGUUAUGAAUGACAGAACAGACAGAGAGGCUUUAUGUGGACAAAGCGCCAGCUGCGUGUUACCUCUGCAGGUCGUCAUUGAAGACCCACUGCAGCUUUUUCGUGUGGAAGUUGAAAUUCAAGAUAUUAAUGAUAAUUCCCCCAGAUUCCCAUCAAGUGAUAUGAUAUUGGACAUUUCGGAAUCCACAGUUAUUGGAGCUCAUUUUCCACUAGAAGUUGCCGUAGAUCAAGAUGUCGGUGUUAAUUCACUUAAGUCGUAUACUCUGAGUAAAGACGAGUGUUUUAGUAUAAGACAUAAGGAGGUUGCUGGAGGAAGAAAAGUCCCCGAAUUAAUAUUGUCAAAACCGUUAGACAGAGAGAAAAAAGCUGUUCACAAGCUUCUUUUGACAGCUAUAGAUGGAGGUAACCCAGUGAGAUCCGGGACUGCACAGAUAACAAUCAGAGUUCUUGAUAUAAACGAUAAUAUUCCUGCUUUUGAAAAAUCCUUGUACAAAGUAUCCGUUGCGGAAAAUGCUGCGGAAGGUGCAUUAAUAGUACAAACAAAAGCAUCAGACUCGGAUGAGGAUCAAAACGGAGAGAUAGAAUAUUCAUUUGGAGCGCACACAUCAGAAAUUGUGCUCUCUAUUUUCUCUAUUGAUCCCACAUCGGGAACAAUAUUUCUUAAAGGAAAACUAGAUUUCGAAAAAGACUCCAAUUAUGAAUUGGACGUGAGUGCGAAAGAUAAAGGGAUUCCAAGAAUGGAGGGACAUUGUAUAGUGCAUGUUGACAUUUUAGAUGUUAAUGACAAUGCCCCAGAAAUAAUUCUUACUUCUCGACCAAAGCCUGUGAGCGAAGACUCACCGAAUGGCACCGUAGUCGCUUUGAUCAGCGCCCGGGACCUUGACUCCGGUGAUAACGGAAAAGUAAAACUGCAACUCCCUAAGAAAAGUAAUUUUGCGCUGAAACCCUCGUUUUCACAAAAUUACGCACUAGUUACAAAUGGUGUUUUGGAUCGAGAAAACGUUUCCGAAUAUAAUAUUGAGAUAACUGCAACUGAUUCAGGCUCCCCUCCGCUGUCCAGUAAGAAAACUAUUCACGUCAGUAUAACUGAUGUGAAUGACAACCCUCCUAUUUUUACUCAGUCCUCCUAUAAUGUAUAUUUAAAAGAGAACGGAGUGCCAGGAUCUAUACUUUACUCAGUGUCAGCAUCUGAUCUGGAUUCUGGUGAAAACGCAAAGAUCUCUUACUCCAUACUGGACUCUAAAGUGCAGGACGUCUCUGUCUCAUCUUAUGUUUACAUUAACUCAGAUAACGGAAGCAUCUACAGCAUGCACUCGUUUGACUAUGAGAAGCUGAAGGUGUUUCAGAUUCAGGUUCAGGCAAAGGACCAGGGCUCUCCCUCUCUCAGCAGCAACGCCACUGUCCAUGUUUUUAUCCGGGACCAGAACGAUAAUGCCCCCGCUGUUAUUUACCCCUCCUCCGCUGCCCUGGGCUCCCUCUCUCAUCAGAGGAUGCCCCGCUCCGUUAAAGCGGGUCACCUGGUUACUAAGGUGACGGCUGUGGACGCUGACUCGGGCCAUAACGCCUGGAUCUCUUACAGACUGGCGGAGGCCACAGACGCCUCUCUGUUCACCGUCAAUCAGUACACAGGGGAGGUGAGGACUAAACGCGCUGUGUCCGAGCAGGACGACUCCUCUCAGAGGCUGCUGGUAGAGAUCAAGGACGACGGGGAACCGGUUCAGUCCACCACCGUCACGGUGUCCAUCCUACUGGAGGACGGUCUCCAUGAGCCCAUCUUAGACCUCCGACACAAACUGUCCGAGCCCAGCAAGAAAACUGGCAGAAUCACCCUUUAUUUGAUUCUGUCUCUGGCCUCGGUGUCCGUGCUGUCUCUGGUGACUUUACUCAUCUUAGCGGUGAAAUGCAUCAGGAGCAGCAGAAACGGGAGCUGCUGCAUGAGACGGAGCGACUGUGAUGAUUACAAGAACCCCAACAGAAACCUGCAGAUUCAGCUCAACACUGAUGGACCUAUAAAGUACGUGGAGGUCCUGGGAGGAGACAUGAUGUCUCAGAGUCAGUCCUUCAGGUCCUGCAUGUCUCCAAUGUCAGAGUACAGUGAUUUCACUUUGAUCAAACCCAGCAGCACCACAGACUUUAGAGAAGUCAUCAGUGUUCUGGAUGCGUCUUUACCCGACAGCACCUGGACCUUUGAGAGCCAGCAGGUAAGCAGAAAGUCACAUUAAGGGUAAU
Messenger RNA from Girardinichthys multiradiatus, 2644 nucleotides. RefSeq names its product protocadherin gamma-C5-like. Gene Ontology annotation, cellular component: plasma membrane. Bases 166 to 2637 code for a protein of 823 amino acids. Gene Ontology annotation, biological process: homophilic cell-cell adhesion. Lineage: Eukaryota; Metazoa; Chordata; Actinopteri; Cyprinodontiformes; Goodeidae. The transcript has a single exon. The record is from RefSeq and is a predicted model, not a curated record. Gene Ontology annotation, molecular function: calcium ion binding.